Molecule: messenger RNA, 3414 nt
Organism: Branchiostoma belcheri (Belcher's lancelet)
Lineage: Eukaryota; Metazoa; Chordata; Leptocardii; Amphioxiformes; Branchiostomatidae
Product: LON peptidase N-terminal domain and RING finger protein 1-like
Exons: 11
Coding region: 202-2514 (770 amino acids)
Molecular function (GO): protein binding
Source: RefSeq, a predicted model, not a curated record
CAUACACGUUACAUCAGAUCACGUGACAUUGUUGCCUUACGUAAGAUCCAACUCAGUGCAAACGUAGCGGCAGCCCAGGACGUUACACAAGUAACCCAGGGUCAGCUUACAUAAGGCUAGUCACAAGCCAAACGAUUCGAUAAUUGUUGGUGUUCAGUCAGUUUGGUGCCCUCCAGGGUGGCAGUCCACAUCCCACACACCAUGGUGGACCUGGCCCAGGAAGCGUUCAACGCCGCCAACUACGAACUCGCCGCCGAGGUGUUGGAGAGGGAGAUCGCGGAGGAAGGGUUGACCCAGGACCGAGCGCUGGGGAGAGCGGAUGCGCUGGCGAUGCAGGGCAACUUCCACGCUGCCUUUGAGGCUUACCAUCUAGCCUUUAAGAUGGGGAAGGUCGCUCACGAAAGGCUGAAUCACUUGGUGACGGCUCUAGUUCGCGUCUUCUCGGCGAAAACCGGGGUGAUACAGGCCGAGGGAGGAGAAGACAAGGCUACGGACUUCCUACGGGACGUGGUGAUGUGUGCUGUCUGCCAAGGCCUGCUCUUCGAGCCGGUGACUAUCCCAUGCGGCCACACGUUCUGUAAACGUUGUAUCGAGAAGGACCCAUCAAAAACCUGUCCCAGAUGUAGGCUUCGCUUCACAGAAGCAGAAUACCCGGACUGCCAAGUUUUAAAACCUACUGUCAUCCUGUGCAAUAUCUUCGACAAGUGGUGGCCAGACGAAGUCAAAGCUGUGAGACUGAAAUGGGAAGGCAACGACUUGUUCUCCAAAAAGGAUUUUUCUAAAGCUACGGAGAAGUACACAGAAGCUCUGAAUUUAGUUCCCGGUGAUCCUAUCCUGCACAGCAAUCGCUCGCACGCCUACUCCAGCAACCAUGAAUGGUCCCUGGCACUUAAAGAUGCCCUCCAGGUCUGCCAACUAAGACCAGACUGGCCCAAGGGCCACUAUAGAAAAGGCAUGGCGCUGAUCGGAAUGGGCAGACAUGAAGAGGCCAUGUCUUGCUUCCUGCAAUGCCUGACUCUGGAUCCUGAUGUCAGACCUGCAAAAGCAGAGCUAGAAAGGCUCCUCCACAACCUCCUGUCCCCAACCAGCGAGCUACCCCCCCUCCACCUGGGUACCAAGCUGUCGGCCCCCCAGCCCCAUCACACCCCCACCCCCUCGCUGGUCCACUCCCUGGCUGCAGCGUCUCUCAAUGAGCCAUCCGGUGAGGAGGAGAGUCCAAUGGUCACUGAUGAAAUAGGGGGGAGCAGCGUAGAAAGGAGAGGGGCAGAUGAAGCCGGACCAAGCAGAGUGGGGAGCGUGCACAUGAGAAGUGUCCACGAAUGUUGUUAUGAAGAGAGAAUGGAAGAGGAGUCCAGUAGUGACAGUGAGCUGGAGAUGGGGAGAGGCAAGGGAAGGAGAAAAACAAACAGUGAUGCCAGGUUAAAAGCAUGCUGCUCAGAGCCUGUCCUCUUGGAACAAGAGUUGGAAAUGUGUGGAAGGAAACGUACCAACUCAGAAAGCUCACCGAACGACAGCCCAUCUAAGUCUGUAGGUGAAGAUAUUUAUCAUAAAAUGCUCUUUGUUUUUGUAGGUGCCAAACAACAAGGGAAGCUGAAGGAACCAUCACCUGAUCUUAUUGAUGCGGAGGACUUUGAAUGCAGUCUUUGCAUGAGGCUGUUCUACAAUCCAGUCACUACCCCCUGUGGGCACUCGUUCUGCCGAGACUGCCUCCUGCGAUGCCUGGACCAUGACAAUAAGUGCCCACUGUGCAAGUUCUGUCUCAAAAUUUACCUGGCAGAAAGGAGAGACAAGGUGACCGACACUAUUGACAAGAUCAUCAAACAUUUCCUGGGCAAGGAACAGGUGAAGAGGCAAGCUGUACAGGAAGAGGAGGUGGCUGAACUGGCCAGGCUGUCGGAACAGAUGCCCAUCUUCGUGUGCACCGUGGCGUAUCCCACAGUGCCCUGCCCCCUGCACAUCUUUGAGCCCCGCUACCGGCUCAUGCUGCGCCGCUGCCUGGAGACUGGCACUCGCCAGUUCGGGAUGUGCAUCUACUCCCCAGAUGGAGGGUACAUGGAACAUGGUACGGUCCUAGAAAUCCGUGACGUGAGCUUCAUGCCUGAUGGUCGCUCCGUGGUCGACACCGUCGGGAAGAGCCGCUUCAAGGUGCUGGACCGUGGCGUGCGGGACGGGUACAACAUCGCCAAGGUGGAACCCAUGGCGGACGCACGCGUGGAGGGCGAAGAGAAGGCAGCGCUCGAGCGGCUGAACCAAGCGGUCUACCAAGAAGCCACCGCCUGGGUGCAGAGCCUUCCCGCGAACACCAUCGACCGGAUCUUGCAACACUUCGGCAACAUGCCAGAGUGUGAGGCGGACCCGCAGGCGAGCCCUGAUGGCCCCGCGUGGACGUGGUGGCUCCUGGCCAUCCUGCCGGUCGACCAGCGGAUCCAGUACACCAUUCUGGUCAUGACUCCGCUCAAGGACAGGCUAGAGGCCCUGCGACGCAUCCUGUCAUGUAUCAGAGGGAGGCAAUGACUAGGCCUAGCCUGGAAGGUGGUGUUAGGAGCAGCUGUAGCUGUAACUGCCGCUUUCAUAGCUUUCUGACUUAAAUGAUUAAAUUAAGCGCGCACAUUGUAGAUUCAGGAUUUACGUAUAUUACAUGGGAAUUAUAGGAUAGUCGGGUGAUAUACAGGCUCAAAUUUGAAAAGCUUGGCCAACAGAAAAUUACACGUUAAAAAUGGAGAAAUGUAGCGUCUUUGAAAAGUUACCUAUUUUGGAGGAAGGUGUGAAGUCACAGACUUUGGCAUUGUUACAAGCACCUCUCUGCCUGGAUGUCAAGAAGCUUUCAAUAGAUAACCUCCUUGUCCUGGAUUGAAUCUUAUGAUAACAAGAUGGAGGUUAGAGAAUUGUUGCAUUUUCCAUGUCGUGUAAACGAGCAAACUGGCGUCACUAGGGAGAAGUGUUUCGACUUGAUUUGAUAUGUAAAACAGGUCUUUUCGAUGAAAACGUCGCCAAAGUAUUGCAAGCAAUAUUGGCAUAUUAGGGAAACUGUGUCAGAAUCUGUAUUCACUGAAAUUGUGAGAUGAGAACAAGUUAUUGUGCUUCAGAUUUCAUGCAGUACCCUCAGAAGUGUCUGUACUCAAUAAGCCCUUAAAAAGCAUGUUAACAGGUUUUGUAUCUAAAUUCAUUUGCUUCUGAUUCAUGAUAAAUAUAUUUAACAACAGGUCUAUAUUCAAUAAGUCUAUCCUUUAAAUGGGUAUACUUUACAUGGAGAAGUGACAUGUAUUAUGUCAGUACAAAUGCACUUUUCAGUGAUAAUGCUUGAUAAUUAGUUAACAUUCUCAUAUCAAUCAUUAUUUAACACAGUGAAUUAGUGACUUAUAAGCAUAUGCUGAACAAGAAUUAAAGAUAAUAAUAAGUAACUUUCUAAAUAGA